AUGGCUCCAUUUGUGGCUUUGUAUGGGCGUCGUUGCCGAAGCCCGCGUCAUCAAGAAGAGUUUAACGUGGGGGAUGGGUUGUUGCUACGAGUAUCGCCGAAGCGUGGAGUUGUUCGUUUUGGUGCUCGUGGGAAGUUGAGCCCUAGGUUUAUUAGUCCUCAUGAGAUUUUGGAACGAGUGGAUAAGAUGGACUAUCGGUUAGCUCUUCCCGAUUCCUUGGAAAAAGUUCAUGAUUUAUUUCACGUAUCUCAAUUAAAAACAUAUUUUGCAACGACCUCUCAUGUUUUAGACCCCGAACCCUUGGAGUUACAUACAAACUUGUCUUCUGCUGAACAACCCGUUCGAAUUUAG
Amaranthus tricolor (Joseph's coat) is the source of this 351-nucleotide messenger RNA. RefSeq lists its product as uncharacterized. The transcript is spliced from 2 exons. The record is from RefSeq and is a predicted model, not a curated record. Lineage: Eukaryota; Viridiplantae; Streptophyta; Magnoliopsida; Caryophyllales; Amaranthaceae. Bases 1 to 351 code for a protein of 116 amino acids.